Molecule: messenger RNA, 480 nt
Organism: Aspergillus melleus
Lineage: Eukaryota; Fungi; Ascomycota; Eurotiomycetes; Eurotiales; Aspergillaceae
Exons: 1
Coding region: 26-448 (140 amino acids)
Source: RefSeq, a predicted model, not a curated record
CGUCGUUCCAACCAUCCUCGAAGACAUGGUGGCCAUGUCUGAAGGCUCUAGAAACAAGUCCUGCUGGGAGCAAGUACGCCACUACGCCGACCACCAGGGUCGUCCGGUGGUCCUCGAGCAAUACGUGGAGCCCGACUGGACUCCCGAUCCCAGCCAUCUGGUGCCCAUCCAAGUCUACAGUGUCGAGCUCUUGGACCCAGACCAUGAGUAUCUGCGAGACUACCUUCUGCAUACCUUCUGUAAUGACGAAUUCUUGCCCUUGUUCGAAGUUCACUCAUACUGUCCGCCCGAUGCAUUUGACUGCAUGGAGCACAACCGCCGUGAAAUUGCCCAUCGAAAGCAGCAACACCGGUCGGAAGUUUCUAACCCGCCGGGUCUUUGCAGUUGUGCUAGAUCGCGCAAGAUUUGUGAAAGAAGCCGGCGUUUACUUUUACAUGACCGACUAUGAUGGCUUGGAAAGUAUUUCAUCCUAUUAUCAUC